Leptosia nina is the source of this 987-nucleotide messenger RNA. The record is from the annotation of a GenBank genome assembly. Lineage: Eukaryota; Metazoa; Arthropoda; Insecta; Lepidoptera; Pieridae.
AUGGGUAAACCAGAGUUCAACAACUCGCGUGGAGGCGGCGGUGGAGGAGGAGGAGGCUUUAGAGGCCGUGGUGGUGGCGGCGGCGGUGGCCGUGGUGGCUUCGGUGGGCGUGGGGGUGGUCGCGGUGGCGGUGGCGGUAGAGGAGGAUUUGGGGGCGGAGGAGGUGGCAAGUUUGAGAAGAGAGGAGGCGGCGGAGGCAGAGGGUUUGGUGGACGAGGGGGUGGAGGAGGUAGAGGUCGUGGUGGUCCACCCAAGAGAGGCGGUUUCAAAGGAGGGAAACAAGUUUUCGUUGAACCCCAUAGACAUGCUGGUGUAUUUGUAGCAAGGGGAAAAGAAGAUGCUUUAGUUACAAAGAAUUUAGUACCUGGAUCGGAAGUAUAUGGGGAGAAAAGAAUAUCAGUUGAGGAAAACGGCGAAAAGAUUGAAUACAGAGUAUGGAAUCCGUUCAGGUCGAAAUUAGCCGCGGCGAUUAUGGGCGGUGUGGAUGGUAUACACAUUAGUCCCGGAAAGAGGGUUCUGUAUUUAGGGGCAGCAAGUGGAACCACAGUUAGUCACGUAUCAGAUUUAGUUGGACCGGAAGGUCUCGUAUACGCUGUAGAAUUUUCACAUAGAUCAGGAAGGGAUCUCAUUAAUGUCGCUAAGAAGAGAACAAACAUUAUUCCCAUUAUAGAAGACGCAAGACAUCCGCUUAAGUACAGAAUGUUAGUCGGCAUGGUGGACGUCAUAUUUGCGGAUGUGGCGCAGCCCGACCAAGCUAGAAUAGUUAGUCUUAAUGCACAACAUUUCUUGAAGAAUGGUGGACAUUUUGUUAUUUCUAUUAAGGCUUCCUGUAUAGACUCAACCGCACAACCAGAAGCAGUAUUUGCAGCGGAAGUGAAACGGCUAACUGCUGAGAAGUUAAAACCCCAAGAACAAAUUACACUGGAACCAUAUGAGAGGGAUCACGCAGUGGUCACUGGAAUUUUCAGACCUCCCCCAAAAGCAUAA